GGCCAGGGCAGCGGCGGCAUGGGGCGGUUGCGCUGGCGGGCGGCGGCUACGGCGGCCGUGGGCCUGGCGCUGGCCCUGGAGGUGCUACCCUGGGUGCUGCGCUGGCUGCGGUCCGGGAGGCGGCGGCUGCGGCGCGAGGUGCUGUUCUUCCCGUCGCAGGUGACCUGCACCGAGGCUCUGCUGAGGGCGCGGGGCGGGGCGCCGGCCGGGGAGCAGGCCGCGCUCCCCGACUGCUGCUUGUGCGGCCUGCCUCACGGCGAGAGCUCGCUGAGCCGCCUAAUGCGCGCCCUGCUGGCCGCCCGCGUCAGCCUGGAGCUCUGCCUGUUCGCCUUCUCCAGCCCGCAGCUGGGCCGCGCCGUCCGGCUGCUGCACCAGCGCGGGGUGCGAGUGCGGGUCGUCACCGACUGCGACUACAUGGCCCUCAACGGCUCACAGAUCGGCCUGCUGCGCAAGGCAGGUAUCCAGGUCCGGCAUGAUCAAGACCUGGGCUACAUGCAUCACAAGUUCGCCGUCGUGGACAGGAGGGUGCUCAUCACUGGCUCACUCAACUGGACCACACAGGCCAUCCAGAACAACAGGGAGAACGUGCUCAUCAUGGAGGACGACGAGUACGUGCGGCUUUUUCUGGAAGAAUUUGAGCGCAUCUGGGAAGAGUUUGACCCUACAAAGUAUACCUUUUUCCCGCAAAAGAAGAAAAGUCACUGA
Molecule: messenger RNA, 705 nt
Organism: Cebus imitator (Panamanian white-faced capuchin)
Lineage: Eukaryota; Metazoa; Chordata; Mammalia; Primates; Cebidae
Gene: PLD6
Product: phospholipase D family member 6
Exons: 2
Coding region: 19-705 (228 amino acids)
Biological process (GO): piRNA processing
Cellular component (GO): mitochondrion
Molecular function (GO): RNA endonuclease activity producing 5'-phosphomonoesters, hydrolytic mechanism
Source: RefSeq, a predicted model, not a curated record